Messenger RNA from Uranotaenia lowii, 6554 nucleotides. Its product is annotated as homeotic protein spalt-major-like. Gene Ontology annotation, molecular function: DNA-binding transcription factor activity, RNA polymerase II-specific; RNA polymerase II cis-regulatory region sequence-specific DNA binding. The transcript has 5 exons. The record is from RefSeq and is a predicted model, not a curated record. The coding region runs from base 947 to 4693 and encodes 1248 amino acids. Gene Ontology annotation, biological process: regulation of transcription by RNA polymerase II. Gene Ontology annotation, cellular component: nucleus. Lineage: Eukaryota; Metazoa; Arthropoda; Insecta; Diptera; Culicidae.
CGUCGUCCGGUGCAAGUAAUUGGUUCCUUUGUCGAUACUAUGUGAACGUUUGUUUAGUGAUGUUUUGUAGUUUACGGAAACGCGAUCUUCGUUUGGAACGACCCGUCUAGUGUGUAUUGUUCGAUAGCUGCGGGAGAGCAUAUUUUUACUACUUACGAGAGAUUUCGAUGUCACGAAAGUAGAAAAGAAAAACAAUACCACCAACUAACUGUUGAAAAAUAAGGUGGAAAUAGAGGAACAGAUUUCCCGGCCACAGAGAUUGGAACGGCAGUGAACACACGGGUGAAGUGUAAAACUAUUUGUGCUUUUAUCGGCUCGUCCAUCAUACACAAAGCGGGCAUAUGCUCUCACUCCCUCUCUUUCGGUUCAGCCUCCCAUAGCCUUCUAUGUAUCUGUCACGAAUUCGAUCGAUUUUGACUUAUCGACCAGAGAUAGGUUGCUUAGCAUAUAGUUUAAUCAGCAGUAGCGCGUUGAUUGUUGAAUGAUGUGGUCGGUAACCACAAACGUCAGCGAGUGAUUUUUUUCAACUUCUAUAUUCACUCCUGGUGACCAUCAUCGCACAUCACCCAUCUAUGUACCUAACUCUAAACACAACGCAUAAGCAUUGCCAACGACUCUAUUCUAAUAAUGUUAAUAAUGGCGAUUUAGUGUGCAGUGGAUCGUCGAACCGUUAUGUGUUUUGCACGCUUAUUCGGAAGUGAUUGAGGAUGUGAGCUGGCGAUAAAACACACUGUGUACAGAUUUUGCUGGGUACCGGUGCUAUGGUUUCGGAAAAUAAGUGAUUAGAGAAUAAUCCAAGGAAAAAUAACAGCUUUCAAUCAGUGGGAAAAAAGCUAUCAUGUUAAGGAAUAAGUUUUUGACAGCAAUAAAUAUGUCAAAAGAGUGUUAGAAGUUCAAUCAAUAAAAGUGCAUCGAGGCAACACUGUGCCGGACAUUGUGAGCAGAAAUGAUUCAGGUCGACUCUGUUGGAUACUCAAAAGUUAAGGAUGAUCCAAAUGAUGACGAAGAUAUGAAAGAGCCAUCGGUGAAACUGCUUACGAAAAUGUCGGAAGAAUUCGCCGAGAAGGAUUGUGACAAGCGGGAAAAGUUGAACGAUCACCAUCAUCAUCUUGUGACGCGACAUCAAGAGCAUAAUCGUGAUGAGAUUGUGCAUAACGAGGAUAAUUUAAGUGAUGAAGAUAACAAUGAUGAGGAGGGAGGUCGAUCCGAGGAUGCCGACAAGAAGGUUGAUUUUCAUCACGACCGCAGUUCUACGCCCGGCCACGGAUCGGCCACUGAUGAACCGUCGGCACCAAGAUCGACGGCUGCGGCUGCGGUUGCAAUUGCUGCGGCCGCUGCUGCAGCUGCUGCCAAGAGUCCAAUUGGUGUGCAAUCAACAUUGCCAAAUGAUUUUAACCCGGCAGCAUUCUUCCCACCACCGGGACAAAUGUCCAUACAGGCCUUCCAGAAUGCAAUUGCUCAAUUCACUGCAAAUGCGUUGGCGAACAAUAUGGAUAAUGAAGCCAUGGUGAAGAACCUGGCUAUAUUACAAUCGGCCUUGUUCACUCUACAGCAGCAACAGUUCUUGCAGUUCCAGUUGAUACAACAUUUACAGUCACAGUUAGUGAGAAAACAGACGACUAAGGAAGAGUCACUUAGUGAUUCCAGUAAUCACUCGUUAUUCAACCAUCAUAAUAAUAAUAACAAUAAUAACAACAAUAAUGAGCAGAGUAAAAGAGCUGAACCGCAGGAUUUGAGGAAGCCUGAACGGCAAGAGGAAGAGGACGAUAUAGAAGAGGAAGGCAUUGAGGAUGCGUAUAGUAAGAGUUAUCAAAUGGCAGCAGUCGCAGCAGCAGCGGCUGCAGCUGCGGCCAACGCAGAAAAUCGUCCAAUCAUCCAUCCCGUUCCAGAGGAAGAACUGAGGAAACCUAAACUUGCCGAUUCAUUCGUCGACAAACGACCGAUGUUAGACAGUUCAGUCACGCUACCAUCUUCGGUGGCGGUUAGUAGUGCGAAUUCGAGCCAUACCACACCUUCGAUAUCAUCCACCGCUCGAAGCGGAACGUCUGAUAAGGAUGAAAUUUUACCAUAUCAGGACUCGAACUUUUCAUCCCUGGCAGCAAAUAUCAUUACCGAUCAUGCCCCUUUAAUGAUGGGUGAACCAAAUUCGUUAGCAAUGUUGGAGAAAAAAGCACAAGAAGUCCUAAACUCAGCCUCUCAAGGCAUUCUAUCCAACAAUUUACUGGAUGAGCUUGCGUUUGCUAAUGAUAAAUCAUCGCCCAAUGGUCGAAGUGAUGCUGCCCUAUUCAAGCACCGUUGUCGGUAUUGUGGCAAAAUUUUCGGAUCCGACUCUUCGUUACAGAUCCACAUACGAUCACAUACCGGAGAAAGACCUUACAAGUGCAAUAUUUGCGGGAGUCGAUUUACCACUAAAGGCAAUCUGAAGGUACAUUUUCAGCGACAUUCGGACAAAUAUCCUCACAUACCAAUGAAUCCAAAUCCAGUGCCUGAGCAUUUGGACAAAUAUUUCCCUCCACUGAUUCCGCAAGAAGCUCUUAAAGAGCAACAGCAGCAGCAACAACAACACCAAUCGCAACCUGCCCCUGGUUCAAUAGCCCCUCCCGGUCCACCUCCACCACAAUUUUCUCCUCUAGACUCGAGGCCAUUUCCACCAAGAGGCUUCUUCUCGGAUUUCUACAUGCCUAGGCCUCCCCUAGAAAUGUUCAACAAUGCUAUUAGUGAACCAUCGCGAAAUCCUGUAGAUUUAUCUCAGGUGCGAAAACCGGAUCCACCAAGAGAACCUACGCCAGAGAUGCGAUUAUCACCCGAAGUAGUGAUUCAUGAAUCACCUCACUGCAUUAAACAGGAACCGAUGGAGGAAUCCUUGGAUCUGUCGGAAAAAUCUUCGAAAACUGUACCGAAGGCCGCCGACAAGGAAGAAGCCGAGCAGGAAAAAGAACUGAAUAAUAGCACUACCAGUGAGAAAGAUUUUCCUCUCAAAUUGAAAAAUAAUUCUGUUGAAAAUCUAGCGACGGUACCAUCUGUUUCACCUCCAUCAAGUUCGUCAUCCGGAUCGCUCUACCAAGAUACGGUACUAGAUCCAUCAUUUUACUCAGCUCAUUUACCGAGGCCAGACAGUAAUGACAGUUCGUGGGAAAACUUCAUUGAAAUAUCCUCGGAAACCUCAAAACUCCAGGAAUUGGUAGAUAAUUUAGAUAACAAAAAUACUGAACCAAAUCAGUGUUUGGUCUGCAAAAAAGUUUUAUCCUGCCGAAGUGCACUUCAAAUGCAUUACCGGGUUCAUACCGGAGAGCGUCCGUUCCGUUGUAAAAUUUGCGGUCGGUCAUUCACAACCAAAGGUAAUCUUAAGACCCACAUGAGUGUACACAGGAUAAAACCCCCGAUGCGAACGCUCCAUCAGUGUCCGGUGUGUCAUCAGAAAUUUUCCAACAUAUUCGUCCUUCAGCAGCACAUCCGUCUGCACACCGGUGAAAUGACCGACUUGACACCCGAUCAAAUCAAAGCGGCGGAAAUAAAAGAGUUUGAAGGACAUGAUAUGCGCCUUAAUCCUUUCGGAUUGCGGUUAGGCGAGUUCCCUCAUCAGAAUCAAAACAAAAGAAUGCUGGAACAUUCGGACGAGGAAAAUGAUCAGGAAACUAGUGAAGGAAAAUCGUCCCCCAAGGUGCCGACGAUGGACGAUAAAUCGAAAGUUAAAUCGGGCCUGACAUCGCCAGCCAUCGAGAGCCAGGUAGAGGACUUACGUGCAAUGAAUCUGCAGCGCCUAUCAGUGCGGUCAUUACCGAGUGAGGAUUUCUCUCGCGAUUCGGCCUCUGCAAGUCCAAACUCAUCAGAGGCUAAACGAUUGCGGCCAUCGAGCCCCAUCGGAUCGGUUUCGUCGAUGUUAUCGAACAGAUCACCCAUGUCCACGCCACCCACAACAGGAAACGAACAGCUAGGCGUUCUGGGUAGAGCGGCCGCUGCUAGUGCUGCAGCUGUCGCAUUUCCCUAUGGACCUCCCUUUCUUGGAAUGCCACAGUUUCCACCGUUCAUCAAUCGACCUCCAUUUCUUGGAAGUGUUCCUAUCGUGCCUCCUGGUUCCAAUAUGCCGCCGUUCGGAUUGUUUGGCGUACGUGGAAACACAACAACUUGUAAUAUUUGCUUUAAAACUUUUGCUUGUAAUUCCGCGCUUGAAAUUCAUUACCGAAGCCAUACGAAGGAGCGCCCAUUCAAAUGUACAAUCUGCGAUCGAGGAUUUUCUACAAAGGGAAAUAUGAAACAGCACAUGCUCACUCACAAGAUCCGUGAUAUGUUUGGCAACUCUGUCGGUAACUCAGGGGAUGAAUCACGUACGCAAACUCCGCCGCAAGAUUCGAACGUCUCAGGAAAUAGUUCCGGUGGUGCGAUUAACAAUAGCCGCUUCGGAUUAUCACAUUCUCCAGCAUCGAUGAUGGAUACGGCAGACGAUUACUCACCUUAUUCAGGCGAACAAACCCGUGAACGGUCCUUAUCCGGCAGCUACGAUGGUCCUCCGACUGCCUUGGUGAAACAAGAGAAAGAACACUCUAUCGACGAUAAUAGUUCCAACGGCUUACAUUUGAGAACAACCGAGAACACUUCAAAUAAUAACUAUCAACAAUUCACAAACAAAGAUGUGGACAUCAAAAAUUGGUGCCAAAAGCUGAAAGAGAUGCCGGAGAAUAUAGCUGCAAGUUGAUAAUCUUUCGCUAGGAAUGCUUCGGUUGCCGAAAAGAUAGAUUUUUGAGUGUUAAGGGAAUUUAUUAAGAAGCAUGGCAAAACAAAGAUUGAAUCCGCAAUAAAUAAUCAAAUGUGCGAUCUCAGUAACAAUCCCACUCUUCGUUCUUUUGAUGAAGGUAACCCGAAUUUGUAUUGUAAAACGACAAUGGAAAAUUUAUUUUGUAAAAAUUGUAACAUAUCAACCGAAAUUUAAGAUGUAGAUGAGUUGAACAUUCAGAAUGCAACGAAAGAAUCCCAUCUUUUCGUUAAGAGAAGAGAAAGUUCAAUGUAGAGGAGGGUUUGGAAAACCUACAGGAGAUCUAUGCUGCUCUUAUUCGUAUAACAUAAGCUUGCCAGAUUGCCCGGUUUUAUCCGGGUUUGCCCGGAUAUUUGAUGCAAAAUUUCGAGAAAGUCCGGUCCGGCCCGGUUGCCCGGAUAUUGUGAAAAAAGUCCGGAUAUUGCCCGGAUUUUUUAACAAUUUUAAUAAAGAAACCAAAAAAAAAACAAAGUUUUUGAGUACGUUUCAGUAAAAUCGAUUAUCGGUAUGGACAUUUUCAACGGUUGUUUCAAAUAAUUUCGCUGAUUUACUUCUAUAAACCUUUAAAUAUUUAAGUAAUCCAAAAAGUUGUUGGAAGUCUGCCAUUACAAUAAUAAAAUAUUAAUUUCGUUUUUUUUUGCAUUUUUUCUUUGCUUUUAUAUAUAAUAACACCUAAAUUUUGCCCGGUUUUUGCCCGGUUUUUGGAUUUGAAAAAUUAAAAUCCAUGCCCGGAUUUUGCCAGGUUUUUUUGAAAAAAUGCCCGGAAUUGCUAGGCCCGGAUGGUAGUGAAAAAAAUUCUGGCAACCUUAGUAUAACAGUCCCAUAUUGAUAGGAAUUGCUAACAAUAUGGGACUGCUAUGCAAGUAGGGGCAAUGUACGAUCAAGGAUAUAAGACCUUUGUUGUUUUAUAAAUUGGUGUGAUAUACCUGACAAGAAAAUCAGUUGAACGGUAAGAUUAAUUAAACGCUAUAAACCAAUGAUGUAGCAUAACAUAAAUCCCACACAAGCUGAGACUGCAAACAAACAAAACCGAAAAUUAGUUUCUGUGAACCUAGUAUUUGACCCUCUAUCUGUUGUGGAGUAAAGUGCAAAAUAAUAACACGAAAGACCGACAGGUAAAGUACGCUUGGAGUUACUUUGCUUGUCACCAUUGGAUAUCUAUUUUAAACACUGCGAAAAAAACUAACUGUAAGCUAUUGUUUUGUAUAGACACAAAAAUAACCUAUAACUAAAAGUUGGGCCUAGGAGCUCCUUCAAAGUACUGUAUGUGAGUGUGUCGCUGUAUGUAUGUACCUAUGAAAAUACAUUUAAUAUUUCAUUAUGCUUUAUAAAAGUCUAAAUCAAAUCAUUAUUUAUAGUAGGUUAUACAAAACAUGAGCAACUAUUUGUAUUUGUAUAGCAAAUGAUGGAUACAAAUAAGGGAAGAGAUACAUGUAAAUUCAUUUUGAUGCAUAUGAUAUCUCGUGAAUGGGAUAAAAACGUUACAAAAUAAAACAAAUCAAAAUCAGACAGAUAGUUUAAAUUUAAUUGAAAUUAAAAGAAAGAAUAUAAAAGUAAACAUUUGCAUUAAGUUCCCUGUCAGCACUACUAGGUACUAUUGAUAGUUCCAUCCUUUAGUUCAUCUUUAUCAUACUCGAUUUUUGUAGUGAAGUAUACCAGGAAUCAUGUAAUUUAAAAACUUUUUUUGUGAUAAUUUAUGUUAUGGAAAAUUAUAUUAGGUAUUUAUGUUUAAUUUUUAUGCAACUGUUUUUAUUGGAAAUUCUGUAUGAAAUGACAAAACUGAAUGACAAAAUAAUAUACAACC